Molecule: messenger RNA, 6546 nt
Organism: Homalodisca vitripennis (glassy-winged sharpshooter)
Lineage: Eukaryota; Metazoa; Arthropoda; Insecta; Hemiptera; Cicadellidae
Gene: fkh
Product: protein fork head
Exons: 1
Coding region: 393-1586 (397 amino acids)
Biological process (GO): regulation of transcription by RNA polymerase II; cell differentiation; anatomical structure morphogenesis
Molecular function (GO): protein domain specific binding; DNA-binding transcription factor activity, RNA polymerase II-specific; transcription factor binding
Source: RefSeq, a predicted model, not a curated record
GUGUCGAGCACUGAGGCCGGGCCGGCAGCGAGAGGGCGUGGCCUAGUCCGCUCCGCCCCCCGGCCAUUGGGUCGUCAUGGUUACGGAGACGCUAUUGGCGUUGCGCGCGCAUCCGACCCCCACCACGCCUCCGCGCCGUCCGCUAUUUCGUGUUCCCAAAGUUUGGAAGACACUUCAGUUAGUCGAUGAAAGCUAAAUAGUGCGUCCCCCACUCUCGGUCAACACGGGGCGAGCUUAGAGUCGCUGUUUGUUUUUCCAAUCAGGCUCUCGGCCAGGACCUGUUGCUAAACUGACCAGUCCUGUGUACACACCCGGAGUGAGUGUUUGGAGAACAAAUUUCGGCAGUGUAAACGUCUACUACGGUAUGUGCGGGAUCGGGCAGUGAAUGUGCUAUGACUAUGCUAUCACAGAAGCUGUACGCGGACCCCGUGUCGAGUGCGAUGUCGACGGCCGUCAACACGAUGAGUCCUUCUAUGACGCCGACCUACUCCAUGAACACUAUGAACUGUGUGUCCAUGAACUCGUGUUCGCCGCAGAACGCGGGUUUCGGCUCCAACAUGAUGGGAGGAAUCGGGAUGAACGGGAACUGCAUGUCGACCGGAGGCAUGGGCUACGGGACCAACAUGAACGCCUGCAUGGGCUCCAUCAACCCGACCUACACCGGCUCACUGGGACCCGUAGCUAUCACCGGAAACAGAGAUCUGGUCGGGGACACCGGCUCUCCUACCCCGGGCGGCGGUAUCCACCGGGGCCGCAUAGACAAGACCUACCGUCGCAGCUAUACGCACGCCAAGCCACCGUACUCGUACAUCUCACUCAUCACCAUGGCCAUCCAGAACUCCCAGAUUAAGAUGCUCACUCUGUCGGAAAUCUACCAGUUCAUCAUGGAUCUCUUCCCCUUCUAUCGCCAGAAUCAGCAGAGGUGGCAGAACUCCAUCAGACACUCGCUGUCGUUCAACGACUGCUUUGUCAAGGUGCCACGCACGCCGGACAAGCCGGGCAAAGGAUCGUUCUGGACACUCCACCCCGACUCCGGCAAUAUGUUCGAGAACGGAUGUUACCUUCGGCGGCAGAAGCGAUUCAAGGACGACAAGAAGGAGGCGAUCAGGCAGUCUCACAAGAGCACAGUAUCUCCUCACGGCCACCAUCACCACCACCACCAAGACGACAAGAAGCCGCUGGAUAAACUCGACAAGGUAUCCACCGACUUAGGCCUUCAAGGGUCCAUGCUGGGGCUGCAUCCCGGAGGGAAAAUGGACGACCCCAUGUCCACUCUCCUGCACCAAAAUUCGGAGCUCUGCCUGCAACAGCAACACCACCAACAGAGCCUGCAGCAGGACGACCUGGCCGCCAUGGUCAACCGGUGCCAUCCUCACCUCGCCCUCAGUCCGGAACACUACAACCACCACCAUCUGAAGCAGGAGUACGCCGCGGCAAACCACCCCUUCAGCAUCACACGGUUGCUGCCCGCCGAGAGCAAGGCUGACAUCAAGAUGUACGACAUGGCCGCUCAGUACGCGGGCUACAACGACAGCUACUACCAGAGCUCCCUGUACCACGGACCCGCCGGGACCACGGCCUUGUGACAGUACCCUCUGGCCUAGACCCUGCCGCUGCUCACCCCCAGGUAGACGUACAGCCGGGAUCUUGCCAUCUCCGUCGUGCUUUUCACAAUAUUUCCAUUGGCUAGAACACUAAUCUCAUUUUUAUUGCCGUAUUUUAAAAAUACAAUGUCUCAGUAAUUUUUAGAAUGCUUUAAAAGCAUAUCGUAAUCAGUAAACACCGUAAGAUAUAUUUUGGCUGAACUGGACACAUGCAAUAGAAAUAAGAUCUUAAAUAAUUGUGGACGGAAGUUAGGCCUAUUCCAGUGAAUUCAAAAUUCACAUGUUACACCUUUUAGUAGAACUAUUUUUCUGCAUUAGCUGAAUUCGUAAGCUAAUGAUCUAUAAAUUAAAGAUCUGAUUGGUUUUUAUAUCCAUAUAAAGAAAAACUCUUCUCCUUUUUGAAUAAUAUGCUAUUUUCACUAUUAAGGGAACUUAAAAGGGGUGAAAACAACAUAUAAUUCAUGGAUCAUGACAUUUAUUAUAUAAUUUGUUUGCAAUAGUCUACUAAUUAGGGAUUGAAACGUAAAAUUACUCUGCAUAGGUCCAAUUUCCACACAAUAAUUCUUUACGGCAUUUUACGACUGCAUUUACGCAGUAUAAUUACCUAAUUGUAGCAUUUGAGUUUAAAUCUGCCAUUGUGAAAAGCGCUCACAACCUAACUGAACGCCAAAAUCGACUCUAUAGUGUAUUCCAGUCAGCAAGUUGGAAAUCUCUCAGUGUGGUGACGUAACACUCUAGCUGUAAGGUUAUUGUUUGUAAAUAUUUACUUAAUUGUUAAAUAAUAUUUUCGUCCAUUCCGUUAGGAUCUUUGCAAUCUCACGCGAGUCGGCUGCCCGCGCUCCGGCAGUCGGCACCUUGUAGAUAUAUGUACAGAGUCGUCCGCCUCUUGGGAUAAUGUUUUAGUUAGUGGUUUUGUAAUUUGUAAAUGACAUUACGAGAAUCUCUAUUUCAAUAAUCAUUGAUCGCGAGUGACUGGAAGAACGGUACAUUUAUGUUGGUGGUCUAAUGGUUAGAUUUUGUUUGUUUCUUAGUCUACUGAAACUAAUUUUGCCAGUUGGUAUGUUUAAUUACGUAUUUAUCUGUUUAUUAAUGAUUGGAGUGUGAUUUAUUAUAACAGUUUAAAGUGCUUUAUCACCUAGAUUAAAGUUGGCCGACUCGGUAAACACAAUGGUUCCGAGUAAUUCUUUUAAUAAGACGCAAGGACUGUUGAGUUUAGUGUCGGUUUGAAAUUAUGUGAGCUAUCUAUGACCCUAUUUGUUCAAAACAAACAAAAAACAUAAAGUGAAUUUAACACGUGUAACAUAGAUACUUACAUAAUGUUUUGAUAGACAACACUAUUUUGCUAAAAAGUAACGAAAUAAAAUGAGUCUAGCCGUUUUAAACCACCCCGUGGUUUCUUUUCAAACGAUAAAAUCAAUCGUUUACAAUAUAGGCUCGUUUAAACUGCUGAUUUAUAAAAUAGACAGAUUCACGAACAAUUUACAAACUUUUAAAUUCUGUAAACAUACGGAAAUAUUCAGUUUAUAAAUGUAGGACAGUUUAAUUACGUUAUUAAAAAAUAAAAAUCAAUUAAUACAACCCAAGAAAUAAAAUAUCAAUCUACAAGGUAAAUCUAUAGGUACUUUUGGUUUUAUUUGUAUUUUAAAGAGAACAGCCUAGUUACGUCAAAUAAAAAUAAAAAGUAGAAAAAGUUAUAUUAAUAUAACUAUACGAUAUGUACUUUCAAACUUGUAUGAUAUAUUUUGGAUGCCUACAAAUAAACAUUAAAAUAUCGACUUGUUAAAGUCUAUAAUAUUGGAAACUAAUUAAAUUCAUCUCACUAAACAUUUAUAAUGGCAAAAUUCACGGAGACGUUAAGGACCUGAUUUAUACCUACCUACUCUAUAUUACAUCUUGUGAGUGUCAUUCAUACCUCUUUAAUUUACAAUAUGUUAUUAUAAUUUUAUAUUGCAAUUACAAGAAUUAAAUAACUAAUAUAGAAAAUCAGAAAAUGAAAUAUGAACGUACUAUAAUCGGCCUGAAAGGUGUUCUUGCCAAAACGUACAAUUUUCUGAAAAAUGUUAGUAUUUAACUCUUUAAUUUAGGCCUAAACUUUUCAUAGGUUGUGUUGAAAGCUUUGUUUCUGUUUAAUAAUAAUUCAUUGCUAUACUCUUUAAAUAUAUGGAUCAAUGUUUUAAAUGUUCCAUACUAAACAAAUUAUUCAACUUAAAACAUUUAGAUAAAAUCAAACAUACUAAAUUAUGUUUAACAGUUUUGUCAAAGUAAAUAUUAUUGCUAAGUUGAAAUUUAUAUAUUAUACAAUUUAGAGUAAUACAAAGUUUAGUGGUAAUUUACAAAAAGUUAAUUAAAAGUAAAAAUAGGUACAAAUUAAACUUUUACAUGCUAUAUGUUCAUUUAUUUCAAAAUGUCUUAAAAAUAUGCUUCUAAAGAUAUUCUAAGUAGCUAAAAAGAACGAAAAUUAAAAAGAUUCUACUGUAAUGCGUUUAAAACAACAUUUAUCGUACUUAAAUAACAAAAAACAUAGGAGAUAGAAGUUUCCAAAUUCCCCCAAGAAAUCCUGUUGAUGCAAUGAAUCAGACAGGAAGCAAACUGAUAUCGGUGGAAUCACUUAGGUUAUCAGUUAAACUGAUAAGCUAUUUCGAUACCAAGAGCCUUCAAUUAACACUGAUAAGGGAUAGAUUGCCGUUAUGACGUUCGCUUCACCUGUAUAUUACAGUAAUACAUGGAAGUAAGCGGACAUAAAUAGAGAUUGCGGUAUACAAUAGUUAUGCUAAAUAUUUAAUUAGUCAUCACUAAUUUAAAAUUACCAAACUAUCAGAUAGGUAGAAAUGGAUAGUACCUCAUAGGCCUAUGUAAAGAAUCUUAAUGAAAUUAUAGCCUAUGACGUAUGACAGAUAAAAUUUAAUGCACUUUUUGACAAAAAAAUAAAUUUUAAACAUUCAAAGUAGGCUAGUAUUUCGAAAUAUGCAGAGCAUUAAGACUAUAAUUAUUUUGUUGUAAAAUCUCGCACAAAACUAAAGAAAUUUACCUAAACCAAAAGAAAUAAAGAUAGAACUGGCAAAAUAUUUUCGAACAUUUACGUUUACUAUAAAUCAUUACUAGCUACUAAUUACCAACUAAACUUUAAAACAAAUAGUUUAAUUCGAAAAACUAAAAUACUUUUAUUACAUCAUUAAAAAAUGAGCAAGCUAAUUAUAUCCUUAGGUAUACCUUACUUUAAGGGUGUUUAAAAUACAGUUUUAUUGUAUUAUAUGGCGAAACAAUAAUUUAAAGUGUAACUUUUGAGUACCGUAUUCACUUUCAUGGAUAUAAUGUUCAUUUAGAUUUAUCUAUUGAGGUACACAUUUACGACACUUAAUAAAUUCAGACCAUUAGAGAAAUCUUUUUAAACAUUCUAAUUGUACAAAAUAUAAAGAGGUGUAUUUAUGAAAUUAUAAAAAAGUCAGAUACAUAAAAAUACAGAAUAGAACAGAACAGAAUAGCAAUCUGGUUAUCACGUUUUGAAGUGUACUAUCCUGUGUAACGCGAUAAAUUUAAUAUUUGAAAAAAAAAGUUUUAAGAUUGCAUGGAUCUUAAGAAUAAAUUAUUCUUCAUAAGCAAUUGCACAGAAAUUUCUUAUUCUACGCACGCUGUAUUAAAGUAAAACGCAGUAUCGAUCACUAAAAUUUACUAUAUAAAUUAAUAAAAGCUCAACUCAUUAAUUAAAAAAAAAUUAUACCUCAAGUGAUAUUUACUAUGUACAAACUUACUGAUAAAUCAGAUAAAAAUUCGCUGUAAAAUCUACUGUCAAUCUAUUUUAUUACAUCUUGGUAAAUAAUAUAAUAUGUCCUUUGCAUUUAUUAAGAUCUGAGGGGUUUUGUAAUAUAGCUGUAGGGUACAUUUAUUAUUCUUAAUUAAGUCCUUUUAAAUUAAUUAUUUAACACUUCUAAUUAACUUACCAGAUGUAUCAGUUGUUGUGUUUUAAAGAAUUAACACACCUUUUACUGUUUUCAAACAAUAACAAAAUUAUAACAAAAGGAAGUAAUGAUGCAUAGCAGUUGCAAUUUCUUCAAUUUACAACUCAAUAAUAUCUAUAUGUUUUUUAUAUGAUGAGGAAUGUAUAAAAAAUACAAAAGUAAAUUAAGGGUCUUAUUAUUGAAUAAUACAAUGAUAAAUUAUACUUCCACAGAUUUACUUUAUUAUAAAAGUUUACAAUUUUAUUAGUAUUAAUGCUUGGUAGAAUACAAAUUUUCGAGACAUUUUUGUGAAAUACUAAUAUUUUGUAUUUGAUGUACUACUCUAUAAACUGAGAUUGAAUUAUUGUUAAACUUAAUUUUCUUUGCUUUUGCAAUACAAAUCCUACAAUUAUAUACUCUUAUUAAUCACCAUCGCAGUUAAUCUGUUAGGAUUAUCUACCGAAAAGUUAAAUUUAAAGCAGCGUAUUGAAUAUCGAUAUUUGGGCAGACAAUAAAUUAUGCCCAACAAAAACACGCUGCUCAUAAUAAAAUAUUAUUUAAAAUAAUUUUCACGACAGUAUUUAUACUUUAUAGUGAAUCGUGAAAAUUACAAUUCCAUACCUGUAAGUACUCACCAUAUGGAAAAAUUAUGUUACUUUAAUUCGUUUGAAUAAUUUUCACUCAACGGGUCUUUAAGUUUUGUGUAGUUUUAGAUUUUUUAUAUUGUUCAUGAAAUGAUUUCGUAUCGUUUAGUUUCAUGUGUCGGCGAGGACUACCACAUUUAAGUGUUAUGUAUGUCACUAAUUGUAAUAUAGUAUGUACAUUUAUUUUUACUACUUGAUCGAUCGUUUGAUUUCACUCAUCCCGUACACAUAAACUGCAUAUAUUGUGUUUUUUAUAAAUAUAUAUUUGUCUGUAAAUAGAAAUGAAUGUAUGGAUUAUACUACGAGUGAACUGUCACGGAAGUUACCUAUAAAUAUUGAAAAUAAACAGAUUGAAUAUGUAAA